AUCGCUGGUCAUCGAGCUUGAUUCUGGAUUUCCGCCAGCCAUUUUUGGUUUGCGUCAACCAUCUCCGCCCACUCGCCCGCCCGCUUCAACAGUGAGGUGCAACAGUCCAGCAUGCGCAGCUAAUAUGAGUCGCAAUGUGAUGGUGGGUAGUCGACGCGGACUGCCACGAUCCAGCGCCUUUUUCAGCGCCGCUUUAUCUCCGCUCACGACGAGACGACUUCUCACGCCUUGUAUCGAACGUAACAUAAUACGCCCAAGAUCUUUAAUACGAGUAUCCAGCGCUGGAAGGAGAGAAUAUCAUGCUGCAACCACGAAUACACGGGAGUUCCGGCCGGCGGUAACGAUAGACGUUGGCAUCGUUGGACUUCGACCAUCAUGGACGUCAUUACGAGGGCGGCAUGAACCUGUGUCGCAAAUCGCAAGAUGGGCAUUGCAAAGACGGUGGAACAGCGAGAACAAAAAGCCAUCAGAAAACAGUACAGUCGCGCGAGAUGAGCAAAAGCAAAUCUCUGCAAAAGAGUCCAAAGAUGACCACGCGCAAGCAACGAGUACAGCAGGCGCGGGCAAAUACAUAUACGAUCAUUUGCCGCACUUCCAUCGUCCCACGAAGGACGAGCUUUUGGCCGCCGCGAAUGGAUUCUGGCAUCGACUACAGAUUCGCUUCAAGUGGUUCUCGAUUCGAAGCGUCCGGCCGUUCAACCAUGAAGAGAUAUUUGCUUUUCUAAGUUGGAUCUUCUGGGGCCACCUGCUCUGGCUGGUCAUUGGUACCACUACCUUCGUCAGCUUGGCUAUCUGGGGUAUCAACACUGUGUUUGCCCAGGAGACCCUGGCGAGUUGGGUAGGCAACUACUUGACGCGAAGCACAGGCAUUCAGGUGGUUUUUGAGAGCGCCAUUGUGCCAAAAUGGGGCGAGGGCACCAUCAGACUGAACAAAGUGUUCGUUAGCCGACGACCAGCUGCGGACAAGAAUCAGAGGACUGUCACGAAGGGCUCUUCAGUUGUCGCUGCAGCUGCAGCAGCGGCGCAUGCACAAGCCGGUCGCGAACAUACUUCGCUCCCGGUGGAGCAUGGCUCGAAUCCAGAGGAUGACGGCAACUAUUCACAAUUCGAUGUCACGAUCGAAAAUGUUGAUCUCACGUUGUCAUUUCGAAAAUGGUUCAAUGGAAAGGGCUUGCUGCAAGACGUCGGCGUGCGCGGCGUGCGAGGUGUCGUAGAUCGCACACACGUCAGACCUCGACCGGAAGACGAGGGUCGCGAUCCAAAGAGUUAUCGACACGAACACAACGUGGGCGACUUCGAGAUCGAGCACUUCAAGAUGGAAGAUGUGUUGAUCACCGUCUAUCAGCCGAACAACUUUCGACCAUUCACUGUCAGUGUUUACAACUGCGAACUGCCGCGACUGCGCAAGCAGUGGUUGUUUUACGAUUUCUUGUGCGCCAACAAUAUGAGCGGCAGCUUUGAUGGCUCGCUUUUCACAAUCCACCCUAGGCAGGUGCAUAGCACAAGCGGCGCUUUGCUUGUGAACGGACAAGAGGAGUUCGCUUCGCAAUGGAAGAAGCACAGUCGAAUCCGCAUCGAUGGUCUGAAGAUCGAUCACCUCAAUCGUGGCGUCGAAGGGCCAUUCUCUUGGAUCGUGGACGGCAACGUUGACAUUGUCUCUGACAUCAUGAUUCCAAACGAUGCUGAUGGCAGCAUUGCCAAAGUGAUGAGUGACUUUUAUGAUCGCAUGGAAGCGACAGUCACGAAUCAGAUAGCGCAUAACGGGCACGGAACUACCUCACAUGUUGAUGCUGCCAACAUCGAUAACCAGGAGUCGACACUGAGCCGCAUGCAGCAAGCUCAAGAAGACGAGGACGACAAACGCUUCCUGGUCAUGGACAUCCAAAUCCACCUCAACGAUGUGCGUGCCAGUGUACCGAUCUUCACACGCGACAUAUCAUAUGUCAACAACGCUGUGGUGCGACCCAUCGUCGCCUACAUCAACUCUCACUCACGAAGCGGGAGCAACUUCAUUCCCAUCAAUUGUCGCAUCGUCAAAAGACAAAGCGAAUUCGAUGGCUCAUGGACCAUCUUCGACUCCGGGCUGCUCGCAGAUUUGAGCAAAGAGACGUAUGAUGCGUUCGUGCGCGACAUCUCAGACCGCAAAGCUCGGCAACGGCGUAUGAAGAAGGUCGGACUUUGGGCUGCCCAAGUAGCCGCACAGGCACUGUUCAUCGGGCUAGCGGGCCAACUGGCUUGAUCCAGCACUACUGAUCCUAUGCCCGGAUCAGUGUACGAAGAGACGGAACUGCACAGACGACUCUUUGCGUUUAUUCGUCCUCUCACGGGGAAAUGUACAUUGUCAGUCGAAAAUUUAUUCUUGGGAAAGCGAGGCGUUCAAGGGGACAGAUACAUGGAUCGGAGUCUUGUAUUAACAUGGGUACACUUUGGAAGGAAGGGAAAAAGGACAGCUUUUCAACUCCUUGACGACCAACCAGCGAUGGUGGAACAGGACAGUACGUUGGCAGACACGAGACGUGUAUCACCGGUUUACAUUAGAUAUACAUUUAUUGAUGAGACCGUGAAUUCCAGUUAGCUGGUAAUGUACAG
Cercospora beticola is the source of this 2589-nucleotide messenger RNA. RefSeq names its product mitochondrial distribution and morphology protein. NCBI's taxonomy places the organism in Eukaryota, Fungi, Ascomycota, Dothideomycetes, Mycosphaerellales, Mycosphaerellaceae. Gene Ontology annotation, biological process: mitochondrion inheritance. Gene Ontology annotation, cellular component: mitochondrial inner membrane. The record is from RefSeq and is a predicted model, not a curated record.